UGGUAUAUGGUUUGGCUACAGAUGGAAGUAGUGACAAGGACGAUAAAUUUUUACCAGUUUUAGUAAGACAUGUUGGACAGGCGUCUGGUUUGAUUGAGACUUCAUUACUUGAUAUGCCAAACAUCAACAGUGGGUCUACCGCUCAGCAGAUGUAUGAUGUUUGCAACGAGGUAAUGGAAAGCUUUUCAUUAGAUUGGCACAAUUGCAUCACAUAUUCAUCGGACAACACCAACUCAAUGGUUGGAGCUCAUAACAGUCUCCUGAAGAAAAUAAAAGACUCCCAGGGUGACCAAAAAGUUUUUGAUGUGGGAUGCCCAUGUCACUUAGCUCAUUUGUGUGCUGGAAAAGGAGCUAAAGAACUUUCGGUCAAUAUCGAAGAUUUUGUUAUUGACAUUUACUAUCAUUUUCGACGAAGUGUUAAGCGUAAAGCACAGUUGAGGGAUUUCAUGGAAUUUAAUAACAACGUAGUGAGAAAAGUAAUAAAGCAUGUGUCUACAAGAUGGCGCUAAGUCUUGGCAAAUGUCUUGAAAGAACCCUGAAGCAAUGGGACUCCUUGGAAUAUAUUUUCUUUCUUAUUUCGACUUAGAAGAUGAUCCUGAAGAUCAAACUGACGAGACGGGCAACAGAGAAAAGAGACUAGUGAAAGCAUUCAAAAAUACAAUCACAAAAUUGUAUGCGAUGUUUGUCCAGUCCGUAAUUCCAAUCUUUGACAGCUUUAACACCUUCCUUAAUCAGAGGAACCACUGAUACAUGUUUUACAUCAAUCUGCCAUUCGGUUAUACCGUUCAUUACUGACACGAUUCAUUUGUGCUGAAGUAAUUUCAUCUUCAGAAGAUGUACUUAGUAUUGAUCUUGAUAACCCUGAUUUUGCGAAGGGUGACAACCAGAUAUCCAUUGGAGCUAUGACCAAGCAGUAUGCACGAGAUAAUGAUAUCAUUGGCACCAGUCAAUAUAAGAAAUUCCUGAAAGAAUGCAAGAAAUUCUACAUGACAUGUGCCAAGUACUUGCAAAAAUCAAUGCCAGUAUUACAUGAUGAAGUGAUCAAAUCAUUGACUUUUUUAAGACUUCCUGAAAGACACCAAGCAUCAACUGAUGAUUUAGAAGUGAUCAUCGAUAGAUUUCCUAAUGUCAUCAAUUCAGAUGAUCUAAAUGAUCUUGAGGCUGAAUUUCUUGAUUAUCAAGCUGCACCUAACACAGAACUUCCAGCUUACUUUGAUGAGGAUGACAAACCAAUUCGUAUCGACCAGGUUUGGCAUAAAAUUUCAUUGCUCAAUGAUGCCUUUUCAGGUCUACCACGCUUCAACCACCUUGCUAAGCUGGCUAAAGUCCUACUCCUGAUUCCCCAUAGUAAUGCCUACUGUGAGAGUGUUUUUAGCACCAUCAGGAAAAUUUGUACAACUGGUAGGCACAACCUUGGAAAGGAUGCUGCUAAAGGCCAUGCCUCAACUAGUGUAUACAAAGACACCACAUCAAUCAGAAAUAACCUACUUGGUAUUUUAAUUACAAAGAUAAACAUAUUUGGAAGACGUAAAAUUCAAUGCUAUGAAUGGGAACCACCAAAACAAGUCAUUAGCCAUGCUAAGUCUGUGACAUACACCAAUUUGAAAGCUCGAAGAGAUGCUGCCAAUGAUCAAAUAGAGUAA
This is a messenger RNA of Paramuricea clavata, 1643 nucleotides long. The record is from the annotation of a GenBank genome assembly. NCBI's taxonomy places the organism in Eukaryota, Metazoa, Cnidaria, Anthozoa, Malacalcyonacea, Plexauridae.